AUGUCGACCGGACGCAAGAUCUUUCACUGCGCCGUGGAUGAGACGGCUUUGACUACCAAUAUCAGCGAGAUUAAGAAAUGGACCACCAACGGGUCCAUCGAUCUCAUUGUUCCUCUUUACACUCUUGAGCGGCUCCACGCCUUGAAGCGGGCGGGAUCGCAAACCGCCAUCAAUGCCCGCGAGGCCGUUCGUUUCCUCGACCGAGUCACCUCCGGCAAAGACGCCAUCGCAUCCAAUAGGAUCGAAAUCCAAGGUCCCAAUCAACUGUUCGAGCACUGGGAGGAUGCGGAGAAAUUCUUCUUGCCCGAAUUCGAGGAGGAACCGAGCGACGAAGUCAAUGCGAAUGCCCAUACUCUGAAAUCGCCGACCCAGCGACGGGAGACCACCGGCGCACCAGAAUCGGAUGACUUAUCCCAGAUGUUACUCAGCAGAUUGAACUUCAAGAAAGAUCCUGAAGCGGCCUCUAAUACGUCCGCUGGAUCCCCAAGCGGGCCAGCCUCGCGCACUUCCUCCCGUAGCUCUCGCACCAGCCCCGAAUGCGCUCAGCAUGAGAAUGGCAAUACAGCCAAAGCUGGGAAGUCAAAGCAUGGUCAUCAGCGCACAGGAUCGUCCACGAUUCCCGUGGCCCCGGCUGAGCUCCGCCCGUUACUGAGUGCUCUCCUGUGGCGCCUGCACAGCGGUCCCGAUGGUGAGAAGUCCGGGAAUGGCUGUAUCCUCGUAUCCAACGACCGCGCGACUCAAAUUUGGGCCCAAAAAUUCGGAAUUGGUGUGAAAAAUAUCGUCCAACUGCGUACUGCGAUUCAAUACGAAGAGCGCGAAUACAAGAAUCGCUGCAAAUACGUUGAGAAGACCCAGACCCAGAUCCAGACCCAGAAUCAGACUCCCGAACCCAAGACUCUCCUGUCCUAUGAGGAUGAAAGCGACGAAGAUGAGUUGGUCUUUGUCCCUCGCGGCCGCGGCAGUGGCAAGGGCCCUUCCCGGGGUUCGCGCGGCGCGGCAUCACGCAAACCUGCUGUAAAGACCAACCCCCCAGCCGUCGUGGAGCCCCCAACGACCGCACCGAUCGAAGUGCCCACCCAACCUAUUGACCCGAACUCGUUCAGCCGAUCCAUUGGUGGGGCCACCAAGGCUUCAUCCGCCAUUGAUCCGAGCCCGCCGCAGGGCGCCGCUCGCGGAAACGCAGCAUCCCGGCGUGGCUCCAACGGGCGCCGUGGUGGAUCUAGCCGUGGAUCUGGUCGUGGUGCCCCUCGUGGUGCCCCUCGUGGUGCUGCACGAGGCAACACCCGCGGCCGGGGCAAGCUUUGGGUUCCUUGA
Molecule: messenger RNA, 1314 nt
Organism: Penicillium verhagenii
Lineage: Eukaryota; Fungi; Ascomycota; Eurotiomycetes; Eurotiales; Aspergillaceae
Exons: 2
Coding region: 1-1314 (437 amino acids)
Source: RefSeq, a predicted model, not a curated record